Molecule: messenger RNA, 6370 nt
Organism: Pristis pectinata (smalltooth sawfish)
Lineage: Eukaryota; Metazoa; Chordata; Chondrichthyes; Rhinopristiformes; Pristidae
Product: inactive ubiquitin carboxyl-terminal hydrolase 53-like
Exons: 16
Coding region: 412-3693 (1093 amino acids)
Biological process (GO): protein deubiquitination; sensory perception of sound; response to auditory stimulus
Cellular component (GO): cell-cell junction
Molecular function (GO): cysteine-type deubiquitinase activity
Source: RefSeq, a predicted model, not a curated record
CGGGAGUCAGGUGGUGGUUCUGUUUAUUGUGACGCAGGCAGCCGUGGAACCUGUGUCUGUUGGUGUUCUCGAGGCGAAUCGGUUGGUCGUGGCCGCUGGGUCCGAGCCACCUGUUGGGGGCCUUCGCACUGGCGGGCCGACGGAUUUCAGUAACCGGGCUCGGCACCGAGCGGUGAACCACCACCACUGCCACCAGUCCCGCUCCGGGUGCGGAAGGACAUGACGGACUGUGGAGGAUAGGAGAGUCGGGGUGGCGGCGCCCGAGGGAUUGCUCUACCUGCGGCCGCCAGCGCUGCGCGAGUCACCUGGCCACGCGCGGCCCGCGCCCCCGCCCCCGAUUGUUGCGUCUCGGGGCGGCGGUGAGAGCAGGCGCGCGUUGUGGGCCCGGCGCCGCGCGCCCGGCGCGGGACGAUGGCCUGGGUGAGGAUGUUCCUCAAGCCCGGGGGCAACCUGCGGAGUGGCUACCAGCCGGGCAGCAUGCUGUCCAUCGCGCCGACGAAAGGGUUGCUGAACGGGCCGGGCGAGAACAGCUGCUUCCUCAACAGUGCGGUGCAGAUUCUAUGGCACCUGGAUAUAUUCCGACGAAGUUUGAGACAACUACCUGGACAUGUGUGUUUUGGAAAUGCUUGCAUAUUUUGUGCUCUAAAGGAUAUAUUUGCAGAAUUUCGAAACAGCAGGGAGAAAGCUCUUCCUUCUGAUGCUUUACGUAGUGCUCUAGCUGAGAGCUUUAAAGAUGAGCAUCGUUUUCAACUAGGUUUAAUGGAUGAUGCAGCAGAAUGCUUUGAGAAUAUUUUGGAAAGAAUUCACUCGCACAUAGUCUCUGACACUGACAUGGACACAUGUACUGCUAAAUGUUGCAUUACCCACCAGAAGUUUGCCAUGACGCUGUAUGAACAGAGCGUGUGCCACAGCUGUGGAGCUACAUCGGAUCCUUUACCUUUCACCGAGCUAGUACAUUAUGUGUCAAUAACAGCACUCUGUAACCAGGUAGACAGGAUGAUGGAGAGAAAUGAACGCCCUAAGCCAGAAUUGUUUGCAGAGCUACUUCAAGCAGCAAGUACUGUUGGCGACUUUAGGAACUGUCCGAGUAACUGUGGACAGAAGAUGAAGAUUAGACGCGUGCUAAUGAAUUGCCCCGAGAUAGUCACCAUCGGUUUGGUCUGGGAUUCUGAGAAUUCUGAUCUCACAUUGGAUGUAAUUCGAUAUUUGGCACUACAGCUCUAUCUCCCUGGACUUUUUUUCAGAGCAAUUGAUGAAGGAGCUAAAAGAAGUGAAUUGGUCCUUGUUGGGAUGGUAUGCUACUCCAACAGACACUACUGCACAUUUGCCUUUCAUACCAAAACUUCGAAGUGGAUUUUCUUUGAUGAUGCUAAUGUUAAAGAGGUCGGAUCAAAGUGGAAAGAUGUGGUUUCCAAGUGUAAUCGAGGUCACUUCCAACCUUUGCUGCUGUUUUAUGCUAAUCCCUAUGGUAUGCCAGUCAGUACAGAGGAUGCACCUAGACAAGUGUUUCAUCCUGUUCAUUGUAAAUUGGAUGUAGAGGAUUUGGAAAAAGAAAUGCAAAUUUCUGCUACCAGAGUACCUGACUACGAGAAGGAAAAUGGAGCUGAAGGACGUUCAUCAAAAGUUAGGGGCCCAAAACUGCCUCUGAAACAGCCAUCUAAUGCUAAAGGUGGUUUCCAGAGAGGUUACAUUCAAGAUAGUAGAGGUCGAGGUCUGAUUAAAGUGUUUGCUGAUGACACAUCAUUUUGGCCACGGGACCGUUCAAAGGAGCAUGCCCAAAAACCACAGAAUGGAAGGAACCCACCACAUACCCAAAAAAAAGAAAAUGAUAAGCCAACAAGAACUGACUAUGGCAAACAAAGAGAGGACAGACCUUCAAAAUCUGGGACAUCGCAUCUUGGCAAUGGCACAAGACAUUUCUGGGAUCAGCAUGCACAUGGUAGUCAAGGAAAAGGAUAUUUAAGUGAGGGUAGGACUAUGCACAUUAAGGCAACACCAGACAAAUAUGCAUCUGAUUCAAUACAACAUAAAAAAAACAGCUCCACUGGAUAUGAUACUGAUAGCAGUCAAGAUUCGAGGGACAAAGGCAAUGGUAGAAGUAGAAAUAAGGGUAAAGUUUGGAAACCCUCACGGGAAACACUGAAUGUGGACAGUAUUUUUGAGGAAGGAAGCAGGAGACACAACAGUCCAAAGCACAAAUCAAACACUGCUCAGCAGGUGCUACAGAGCAAAGGACAGAACCCUAAUGAUUUAUUGCAUGAGAAACAAAAGCACAAAGGGUUAAUGACAAUAUAUGAAGAUGAACUCAAACAAGGAAGUGGAAGUUCUUCAUUGGAAGUUGAUGGGAAAGCAGAUCUAGAAAAUGAACAAAACACAGAUGAAAGCUUAAAAAUCCAUAGCUCUGGUUACUGGCAGAAAGUGGAAUCUGGUCACGAAAGCAGCAGUUGGUUCAGUAACGGCUCCACUAACCAUGACACUCAAAGUGUGGAGGUUUUCAGUGGAAAGAACUUGAAGAAUAACCAAGAUGCACUUUCCCACAGGAAUCAAGUUGCCUUAAUCAAAACUGAUAGAUGUCUUAAUCAGCCCAUCAGUAGGUUUCCAGGUAAUGAAGUCUUAGCUGAUCCUCAAGAAAAUGAGUACAAGCCAAGGGACAAGACUUUUCAUAGACCUAAUAUGCAGAGAUCACAGUUGGAUAAAAGCCAAACAUCGCCUUCAUUUGAAAGAGCCAGAAAAGCUGCUCUCUUCCCCAAGCAAAAUCCUGGAUGCCAGGAAUCACCUGGAAUGAACUUGCAGGACUACAAGCUCUGUAAGGAUAAUGAACAUCAUCCACAGACACAACUGAAACAAUCCUUCGCAGACAAAACGGCUCUCAAAUUUUCAGUGAACUCCAACAUUCAGUCUGUAUCUGUGCUGCCGGAUCCUUGUGUAUUUCCAUUUGAAGACUUCAAGAAAGCUUCAUUAGUUUCUUAUGGGGAAAGUUCUUGUAAUAAUUUGCAAGGCUCACAGGAUUCCACAGCUCAUGUGCUGCCUUCCAGUCCUCAGCAAAUUGAAAUAAAGAGAGCAGCAUUACCUCUUGGAUCACCAGUACAUUUGCAUCCAAUGGAAAAUGUAUCUGAAAAUUCUCUAUUCAAUCGGGGUAUGCAGUCCGGAGGACUAAGUUCACAUCAUAGUUUUGAAACUAAAGAGAAUGUCCUGGAAACUGUACAUAACAUAAGGUCCUCACCACCACCUCUGCCUCCAAAGAGGUAUAAUCGGAGAAUCCAAUCUAAUUUAGACAGCAAUGCCUUAAAUGUCAGACAGGUAAAUGUAUUAAAAGAGCAAAAAGAAAAUCCCGUUUUGACUGAAGUGACUGCAAAUGUAAAAUCCAGGUUUACAGAUGAUUCAACUGUGUCUCUGAAUGAGGUGCCUCGAAAUGUUGAUCAAGAGCAAGCUUUGAGACCUGCAGGAAGCUCUGAUCAUGAGUUCUCAUAUAAUAGAGCUACAAAUUUACCUGACAAUUCUGCAAAGCUUGAAACUAAUACUGCUUCAGUAGGAUUAGCUAAGCAUGUUGCUCCAACAACUUACUUUUCUGUGGAUGGUUGUAUGACCGAUACUUACAGACUAAAAUACCACGAGAGACCUAAACUCUACUUUGCAGAUAUAAAAGCUAAUGAAUCUCAGCAGAGUGGUGAUUCUUUUCAAGGCUAUGGCUAGAUUUUCCCCCUCAAGUGCCAUUCAACAUACAUGAAGUUAAAGGCAUCUAAUCACAUUCCAGAAAGCAAUAAGUGGGAUAAGCAAUCACUAAAGUUAUCGUGGAACCUAAAUUUAUUCACUUGCAAGUUGUCUUUAAGGGUUUCAUAACUGAAGGACAAGAUGUACAAAAGAGGACUUCAAUCAAGAUUGUUAUUAGAAUAAUAAUUACAGAUAUUGUCCUGAAGAGGGAAGCUAUUACAGGCUGUCCCAGGGUAAUGAAUACCCAAUUUAUUAACACCCCUACAUGUGAGUGAGCUCCCCAUAAUAUUAAAUUCAAAAGUCCAACAUGCAUAUAGUUUCCCUUCUCUCGCCACUUUUGGUAAUUGUUCUCUCUUACCAGUCCUAUGUGCUUUUUGAUGUGGUGGUAUGAUUACCAUAUUGAGCAUUUUCUGACUUGUGGAUAAAAUCUACUUGUGGAUGCCUGUAAAAAGCAGAACUGUUCAUUACCAGGGGAGGGUAUGUAUUUGUAUAAUGGAACAUAGUCAAAAACUUUCAGUGCUUCCCAGUUGUACUGGUUCAAGUGCUUUGUGUAAUGGGGUGCAAAGAUUUUCAAAAUGUCAAUCAAAAAUUUGUAUUUUGCACAUUUUCAUUUCAUAACCUUUUUUAUUAAUAUACCUUGGUAUAAACUACGAUUUUGACAUUUCACAUAAAAUACAUUCUAGAAAUGAUUAUAAGUCCUUUGCCCAAAAAAUAUUAAUUUGAUUGCUAAUUUCAGAGCAAAGUAAAGCAAAUAAUGUUCACCUAGCUUUAUUUAAACCAGAAUUCAGCAAUAUUAAAGCAAGAAAAUGAAAGUAAAAAUUGGACAAAAUUACAUUUUGGAUUAAAUGAUUUUUAAUGCCUAAAUGUGUAUGUUUGAAAACAGUUAUGCAGAAAUGAAAAUAUUUUGCAAGUUUUAUCUACAGAGUAACUUUAACAUAUUAAAAUGUCCCAAGUUGCUUCACAGGAACAUUACCAAACAAAAUUUGGCAGCAAGCCCCAGGAGAUGGUAGAACUGAUAAUAAAGUUUGUCCAAAGAUGUGGGCUUUAAGGAUUGUCUUAAAGGAGGAAAGCAGCUAGAAUGUGUAUAUUUGAAUGUGGUAGCUAAAGAUUUGGGAACAAUCAGGAAACCAAAGUUGGAGCAGAUAUUUCGAAAUUCUAAAGCUAAAGGAAGUCUGAGAUGAAGACUAUUUGAAAACUAGGAUGAGAAUGCUAAAAUAGUUUUUAUGGUUUUCAAAUUGGAAGAAGUAGUUCUGAUCUAAUUCAAUGAUUUCAACUUGCUUUAUAAUGAAAACAAUCAGCUGUUAAGAAUAGUGUUUCCAAUUUGUAUGAGGAAGUGAUUGCAAAUAAUGUUACACUUCACAUCUGUUGUCUGAAUAACCAUGUCAUUAUCAACAACCCAAGAAUAGCAAAACAGAUGGUUUAUUAUAUGUAAAAGAGUAAAUCAUUACAAGCCAACAAAUAGAGAAUCCAAUGGACUGAACCUAACCACUGCUUUUGAACCUCCAGCUUAAAAACAAGUUUUUUUUUUACUUCUAAGCUCUAGGCAAUUGGUUAAAAUAUUUCUUUACCCUGUCAUGAGCUUUAUUUGUAAUUAUGAAUUGAGCAAUUAUAGAUUUUAUUAACAAGUUGAACAAAUGUUGUCCCUCUGUAAGAAUGGGCAAUUUAGAUAUUUUUAAAAACUAUUUCCUGUGCAAAUUAACUAGGGUUUCCAGUUUUGAAAGUUACCUAGUAAAGGACUUAAGAUUUGAUUGUGUAGGUACCACUGGAUGUAGAGAGGCCUUUUGUCACAUGGAGAUCUCCAACUAUGAAUGCCAAAAUUCUGUAAAGUUUUUUAGAAAAGAAUUGUUAUGUAUUGAGGAAAGUUUCUGUGGGCUGAGUUUUAAGGUACUGUUACUGAUAUUGCUAAAAUAUUAAUUACAUCUGCAUGUACAUAUUUUCCAGAAUAACUUUCUCAUAAGUAUUAUCUUUACAAUAUCUAAAUAAUACUAUAUUAACUGUACACUUCCAUUUUUCUGUCACUAUGCACACAUUUAUGGUGUUUGAAUUCCUUAGUGGUUUUGAAAAAUGCAUAUUUUAAAUCUGGAAAAACUAAUUAUUUGAUAACAUUAUUCUCAUAUGUAAUAAGUGCUUCAAAUGUACUUUUAUUAUCAAAAUAGAUGCUCUUUUCCUGUGCCUUUUAUUGUUUGUUUUAUAAGUGUACUUAUCUGUUGGGCUAAACCCAUUUUGACUCCAAUAAAAAAAAGUGAAGAUAUUUGAAUAUCUCUCAACAACCUUGAAUAUUGCUGUGCACUGAACUGUUAACUUAGUUUCAAAAAUGUCUUUUGUGCACAUGUAUUUUAACAGUUUCAUCUUGCACAAAUAUAUCAAAAGAAAGCCUUAAGUAUUUUAGGAUAUUUGUGAUAAAGCAAUGCAAUCCUAAAUAUACCUUAAUUACUUGUAUUGCUGUUUUAAAAACAGUGUUAAAAUAACUCUACUCCAAACAUUUGAUUAAUCCAGCCUAUGGAACAGUUAAAUAAAAAAGACCAAAAUGGACAUAUGGCCAAACUGUGGCCUGUACAAUGUGUCUAUUUAUUUUUCUAUGUACAAAGUGGGAAUAUUUGUAAAACUGAUUUUUAUUAUUUGGAUAUGUUGUGGAAUGAAUAAAUACUUGUUUGUACAC